UUCAACAUUGUUUUUCAAUUCUCCUCCUCCAUCUUGUUGACCUUUAUAUCAACAAUUAUUAUUCCGCUUAAUAAUAUAUUACUCCCAAAACAGUCUCAUUCACAUUUGGUUUGCCGUAUUUGAUCCGGUCUUGUUGAAUAUUUCUAUUAAUUCAUAAUCUAUUUAAACACCGUGUUCUGGAUUUCCUUAUAAUCACACUAAAAUUCAAUUGUUCUACGAAAAAUACCUGCGUAAUUUGUAAGAGGAAAAGAAUUCAAUGGCGACUGCUAUGGGAUUGCUGAGGAAUGUUGGGGGUUGUGGGUCUGCCUCUGCUUCUUGGAUUCGUUUGAAGAAUUGCUCGAAUAAGAGGACGAAGAGGAGUGAAAAUAUUAGAUUUAAGGUUACUUGUGUUUAUUCACCUUCUUUGAGUGAUCCUUACAAGACCUUGAGGAUUCAACCUGAUGCUUCCGAAUCUGAAGUCAGAAAGGCUUUUAGACAGCUUGCUCUUCAGUAUCACCCGGAUGUGUGCAGAGGAAGUAAUUGCGGCAUCCAAUUCCACCAAAUCAAUGACGCAUACGAUACUGUGAUGAGUAACUUGAGAGGUGAAACAAAGAGUGCAGAGAUGGAAAUUUACGAGGAAGAUGAUGAUGAAUCCAUGAGAGGAGUGAAUGAUCCAGAUUAUGAUAUGUGGGAAGAAUGGAUGGGAUGGGAAGGAGCUGGCAUCCGGGAUUAUUCUUCUCACAUCAACCCUUAUAUAUAAUUUUUUUUUUAAUAAACGUGGUGUAUGGAUCAGCUCACGUGCUCAUUUUACAUAUUAUCUUUAAUUUGGAUCGUAAUGUUUCUGUCAAAUACCGAAAAACCCAUCCAUCUUCUUCUACUCAAAGAUGGUUUGAGGUUUCUGUACAUGCUCAAUGGAGGGAGUUGUAUAUUUUGUACAUAGAUGGAAGUCGUUCCUCCUCUGUAUUUAUCAAUUAUAAUGAUGCAAUGAUAUCAAUGAGAAGUUGUAUUA
This is a messenger RNA of Solanum dulcamara, 988 nucleotides long. RefSeq names its product chaperone protein dnaJ 8, chloroplastic-like. The coding region runs from base 257 to 739 and encodes 160 amino acids. The record is from RefSeq and is a predicted model, not a curated record. The transcript is spliced from 3 exons. NCBI's taxonomy places the organism in Eukaryota, Viridiplantae, Streptophyta, Magnoliopsida, Solanales, Solanaceae.